Molecule: messenger RNA, 1163 nt
Organism: Lobosporangium transversale
Lineage: Eukaryota; Fungi; Mortierellomycota; Mortierellomycetes; Mortierellales; Mortierellaceae
Exons: 3
Coding region: 27-1151 (374 amino acids)
Molecular function (GO): oxidoreductase activity
Source: RefSeq, a predicted model, not a curated record
UCCAAUACCCAAGUAGACUUUUCUUUAUGCCAUCCUUGCCACUUCCGGUUUACUUCCUCAACAGUCUAAAAACACAUUGGGGUUAUAAAUUAGGCUUCACUCUCAUUGUCUAUGUGGCCCUGGUGCGGUACAAACGCUACCAACGGAUCAAUGCGCUCCUUCAAAAAUACCCAGAUCCAACUAUACCACUACAUAACCGUGAAGCUGCGCAAGAAGUGCUUUGCUGCUUCGGACACUAUGAUUUUCCAUACCUUUAUGCUGUGUCUAUGGAAUAUGCCCUCCUUAUGACAUAUGGCAUCCCAUCAAUCUCUCGAAUCUUAGCUGGAACCAGAGAGUUCGCGCGACAAUGUUUAAAACGGACUGAUGACACAGUUCUAUUCUUACAUGAAAUGGCAGAGCCAUACCCGAGAAAAGUCUAUCGCGAGAUGAAAAACAAUGGUCAACUGGAUGAGGUCGAAGAUCGAAACGAUACCAUAAGAGAAUCAAUCGCGACAGAACGAGUAAACUUCAUCCAUGGGCAUUAUCCUAUUAAACAUGACGACUUCUUAUAUACAAUAGGAUUGCUUGUCCUCGAGCCUGCCCGGUGGAUCGACCAAUUCGAAUGGCGGCAAAUCACAGAACUGGAGAAGAAUGCAUUGCUGGCGGUUUGGAUUUACCAUGGCGAACGUAUGAAUAUUCAAAACAUCCCACGGUCAUACAAAAAGCUUGAGGAAUGGACAAAUAAUUAUGGAGCCAAGCACAUGGUGUACGCUGAGUCCAACGUUGGUGUCGCCGAAGCAACCAUAGACCUUUUCAUCACUCUCGUUCCACGCUUCCUAAACCCGAUCGCCCGCCAAAUCACUGUUGCUUUACUUGGUGAUCGACUUCGUGGUGCGUAUGGGAUCGCACCUCCACCGCGCGGCCUUAAAUCAUUUGCUGUGGCUCUACUCAAACUCAGAGCAUUGUUCAUCAAAUAUUUUAUGCUACCCAGACGAUAUCCUUUGAUCAGGACGGCUCUAAGAGCAAACGCGGAUAAUAAAUAUGUACCACGUUGGAACAAGUAUGGGUCCGUUUAUCCACAUGGUUACAAAAUUGAAGACUUGGGACCACGCCGGUUUCAAGGCAAAUGCCCAGUGCUAAUGAAAGGAACGAUGAAUAGCAGCGAUCACUAGACGUCUAAGGUG